CCGCUAGCUAAUUCCGGGGAGCGCGCUUUGGCUUUGCCUUGUGUACAGCGUGGGCCUUCCUGGACCACGGCACGCAAGCAGCAGUCAGCACAGCUUCAGCCGCAGCCAUGGAGGAAGCCAAAAAGGACGACGAGGUGACCAUCGCAGAUCUCAAAGAAGUGAUCGAUGGCCAGUCGCACCGCAUCGACGCCUUGACAAGUUUAGUAAGAGCGCAGCAGGUCACGAUGGACCGUUUGCUGCGCGCCGUCGAGAAGGGCGCCGCCAUACCAUCAACAGCCGCGCUCCCACCGCCCGCGCCCCAAGCCUACGCCGCCGCGAGCCCCACCAGACAGGCCUACGCGCCCUCCACGAGCUCGCGCACGGGCCCGACGGGCUACGGCGCCCAGCCCGCGGCGUACGGCCCCGGGUCGGCGAGCGACCCGAGCGCCGCGCGCGCGCGGGAGCACGCCCAGCGUUUAGAAGCGGAGCGCCAGCGCGGCGAGGCGGCGAGACGAGCCCACGCCGAGCGUUUGGCCCAAGAGCAGCGCGAGCGCGAGGCUCGCGCGCAACGGGAACGGGAGCGCCAGGACCAACUAAGAAGGGAGGCCGAGGCGCGCGCCGAGGCGCAGCGCAAGGAACGCGAGGCCCUCGCGGCCAAGCGCGCGGAAGAGGCGCGCCUGAAGAAGGAGGCCGAGGAGGCCGAGCGGCGCAAAAUUGAAGCGGCAAAAAAGGCCCAGCAGGCCAAGCUCGCGGCGUCGCGGUCCAAGGUCCUCGGCGAUUUGGUAGGCUCGGACGACGAGGGCGAGAACUCGCUCUUCGGGAGCUCGCCGAAGGCGCCCGCGUCGACGUCGUCGCUGUUCGACUAAGUAUCUAGGUACACAGU
Pelagomonas calceolata is the source of this 862-nucleotide messenger RNA. The record is from the annotation of a GenBank genome assembly. NCBI's taxonomy places the organism in Eukaryota, Pelagophyceae, Pelagomonadales, Pelagomonadaceae.